This is a messenger RNA of Benincasa hispida (wax gourd), 923 nucleotides long. Its product is annotated as ribosomal protein L6 family protein. The record is from RefSeq and is a predicted model, not a curated record. Gene Ontology annotation, biological process: translation. NCBI's taxonomy places the organism in Eukaryota, Viridiplantae, Streptophyta, Magnoliopsida, Cucurbitales, Cucurbitaceae. Gene Ontology annotation, molecular function: structural constituent of ribosome; rRNA binding. Gene Ontology annotation, cellular component: ribosome.
CAACUAUAACCAGCCGCAGCACGCCGCGUUCGCCCCCACCCCGCACGCCGCCGUUCGCCCCCACCCCGCACGCCGCUCCUGCUCGACGACGUUCAUUUUUCAGAUCCCCAAGGUAUCCUUGCAAUCAAACAUCUCUCUCUCUGGUAGCACAAUCUUCAAUCGCAAGCCCCGAUUAUCCCUCCUAUCUAUUCCGUCUACUCUCUCGAUCGGCGCCCCCCAUCCCCCCCCCCCCCCCCCCCCUCCCAAUCUCACUCACUCGGCCUACUUCAAGGUGAACAGGAACUGUAAUGGAGGCUAAGUUUUUUCGGUUCCUGAAGAUUGUGGGAGUUGGUUACAAAGCCAGAGCAGAAGCAGCAGGACGUCUCUUGUAUCUUAAAUUGGGAUACAGCCAUGAAGUUGAACUAACCGUUCCGCCAGCUGUUCGCGUCUUUUGCUUCAAGAACAAUGUGGUAUGCUGCACAGGGAUUGACAAACAAAGAGUACACCAAUUUGCUGCUGCAGUUCGUAGCUGUAAGCCGCCAGAAGUAUACAAAGGCAAGGGCAUCAUGUAUAUCGACGAGGUCAUAAAGAAGAAACAAGGAAAGAAGUCUAAAUAAAUCACCAAGGAGCACAAAAGAUCUCACAUUGAUCUUCAUUCAGACACCAAUCUGACUGAAAUGUAUGGGUUAAGAAUAAUUGGGUUUUUUGUAUGCAUAUUUUUAGAGCAUUCCAUAGAUUAAGCCAUGCGACUGAAAUGUAUUUGCUUCAAUGCAAUGUUAUCCCAUUGAUCCCAUAUGUUGAAGGAUGCAUACCAUGCAGGAAUUAGAGUUGAGGGUUAACUUCUCCUGUGUUUCAAGUUGUAACGAUCAUUUUUGUAUGUUUAAUGGCUACCCAUCUUUUCUUGGCAAGAAGGUUAAUGCCAAUUUUCUUAUGAACUUUUGUUU